ACAUUCCAGGCAGCUCUCCGUCUCUGCCUCGGUGCUCAGGAACGAGGGGGCUUCAGCAGCUCGGCGGCUAUCUUUCAGCACACAAACCUCACAGAAUGUCAAACCCAACACCCGCCAGCAAGCCCGGCAAUGCCGACAACCCCCGGGUUUUCUUUGACGUAGAUAUUGGUGGUGAAAGAGUUGGGCGGGUCGUCUUCGAGCUCUUCGCUGAUGUGGUCCCCAAAACGGCUGAGAAUUUCCGAGCACUGUGCACCGGCGAGAAGGGAAUAGGCAAAAGCACUGGAAAACCACUGCACUUCAAGGGCUGCCCGUUUCACCGCAUCAUCAAGAAGUUCAUGGUGCAAGGAGGAGAUUUCUCUAAUCAGAACGGCACCGGCGGAGAGAGCAUCUAUGGGGACAAGUUUGAGGAUGAAAACUUUCACUAUAAGCAUGACAGAGAGGGUCUCCUCAGCAUGGCCAACGCUGGGCCCAACACCAACGGCUCGCAGUUCUUCAUCACCACCGUGCCCACUCCUCACCUGGAUGGCAAGCAUGUGGUUUUUGGGCAAGUGCUGAAGGGAAUGGGUGUCGUCAAGAUCCUGGAGGGAAUUGACACACAGGAUGAUCAGCCUGUGAAGCCGUGUGUUAUAGCUGAAUGUGGAGAGCACAAGGCAGGUGAUGACUGGGGUGUGGCUCCCAUUGACGGCUCUGGAGACGUGCACCCGGAUUUCCCUGAGGAUUCAGACUUUGACUUCAAGGAUGCUGAUAAAAUUUUGGCUGUGGCUGAAAACAUCAAGAACAUUGGAAAUAACUUUUUCAAGGCGCAGAACUGGCAGGCUGCCAUUAAGAAGUACUCCAAAGCUCUCAGGUAUUUAGAAGUAUGUGGUGAUAUCCUGGAUGAUGAGAGUGCUCAGAAGAAGCUGGAGCCCACUGCCCUGAGCUGUAUUCUCAACACGGCGGCCUGCAAGCUCAAGAUGCAGCAAUGGCAGGAGGCCGUAGAGAGCUGUGAUGAGGCUCUGGAGCUCAGUCAGGCACACGCUAAAGCUCUGUUCAGGAGAGCUCAGGCCUGGCAAGGUCUAAAGGAGUUCAGCAAAGCCUUGAUUGAUCUAAAGAAAGCCCAGGAGAUUGCACCAGAUGACAAAGCUAUUGCAAACGAGAUACUGAAGGUCCAUCAAAAAGUGAAGGAGGAGAAGGAGAGAGAAAAGAAGAUCUAUGCCAAAAUGUUUGCGUAAAGGAACCUGCAGUGACCUCACAACGUGCGGAUCUACCUUCAUGAGCUCAAACACAUUUGCCUAUAGUCCACUGUUCAAUCCCAAAGUGAUGUAAGCCCAGUUCUGUGAGGAAGAAGUCAGAGAGGCAGGGAUUCUCUAACUUGAAGUUGUGCAGUUUACAGAAGGAAGCACUAAAACAGGGAAUGAGGUUCAUUAUAGAGAACAUAAAAUACUUGAUUUUGUUUUGUGUAUAAUGCAUUUUAAAUGAGAAGGCUUGACUCUUGGUUCUAAACUGCUGUUCAGAAUCGCCCAAGCAGAGCUUGCCUCUGUGGAUUGUCUGUCUCUAUUUAUUUGUCUUAAACUGGCUGUUCAUUCAUUGGAAUUAAGAGUAUUAAAGGAAAUGUGUUCCUGGAACGAUCCCAGUAUUCACUGUAAUAAAGUCCAGCUUAUUCUCACAAGA
Messenger RNA from Colossoma macropomum (tambaqui), 1650 nucleotides. It is a transcript of the gene ppid, whose product is annotated as peptidylprolyl isomerase D. Gene Ontology annotation, biological process: protein folding; protein peptidyl-prolyl isomerization. NCBI's taxonomy places the organism in Eukaryota, Metazoa, Chordata, Actinopteri, Characiformes, Serrasalmidae. The record is from RefSeq and is a predicted model, not a curated record. The transcript has 10 exons. The coding region runs from base 96 to 1211 and encodes 371 amino acids. Gene Ontology annotation, molecular function: peptidyl-prolyl cis-trans isomerase activity; protein binding.